Messenger RNA from Oncorhynchus kisutch (coho salmon), 4518 nucleotides. Its product is annotated as solute carrier family 46 member 3-like. Gene Ontology annotation, biological process: vacuolar transmembrane transport. The transcript is spliced from 3 exons. Lineage: Eukaryota; Metazoa; Chordata; Actinopteri; Salmoniformes; Salmonidae. The coding region runs from base 39 to 383 and encodes 114 amino acids. Gene Ontology annotation, cellular component: lysosomal membrane. The record is from RefSeq and is a predicted model, not a curated record. Gene Ontology annotation, molecular function: transmembrane transporter activity.
UUUAUAUUGUCUGUUUGUUCUCCUCAGUGAGGCUUCCAAUGCUGCUGGCCAUCAUGCCAUUCCCCGUGCUGAGAUCCAUGAUGUCAAAGAUCGUAUCGAAGAACGAGCAGGGAGCGUUGUUUGCUUGCUUGGCGUGCCUGGACAGUGUGAGCAUCAGUGUGGCGAUAGCUGUGUUCAGUAGUCUCUACGCUGCCACGGUAACCUGGUACCCUGGAUUCUGCUUCCUGUUGUCUGCUGGACUCUGUGUCAUCCCCUUGGCAAUGCUAGCGGGUGUGGGGCUGCUGGGAGUGGAAGAAGGUAAAGAGGCCAAGGAGACGGAGGCCCUCAUCCCUGGAGAGGAAGGUCUCGCUGGGGAAGAGAAUGAUAAUCCUCCCCUCACCUGAGACUGGAGGCCUGGAGCACUUUUCUCUUUUCUCUCUCUAUGUCAAUGUCUGUUCUGACAGACGGAGCUACACUCUUAAUCCUCUGAGGAUAAAUCCAUCGGAGAGAUAGAUUACCUCAGGUCAACUGCUCUGCUAUUAAAGUCCUUUAGGAAAUAUGCACUAUUAGCACGUGUGUCACCCACUUACAACCUUGGAAACACUUUUAUUAUUUAGCAUGGCAGAAACAUUCUGAAAGGAAAUACAAUGUGUGAAUAUGUGCCAUGUGUAACUAUGUUUUUGCAUAUAUAUGUAUGUAUGUAUGUAUGUAUAUAUAUGUAUGUAUGUAUGUAUGUAUGUAUGUAUGUAUAUAUGUAUGUAUGUAUAUAUGUAUGUAUGUAUGUAUAUAUGUAUGUAUGUAUGUAUGUAUGUAUAUAUGUAUGUAUGUAUAUAUGUAUGUAUGUAUAUGUAUGUAUAUAUAUGUAUGUAUGUAUGUAUGUAUAUAUAUGUAUGUAUGUAUGUAUAUAUGUAUGUAUGUAUGUAUAUAUGUAUGUAUGUAUGUAUAUAUGUAUGUAUGUAUGUAUGUAUGUAUAUAUGUAUGUAUGUAUAUGUAUGUAUAUAUAUGUAUGUAUGUAUGUAUGUAUAUAUAUGUAUGUAUAUAUGUAUAUAUAUGUAUGUAUAUAUAUGUAUGUAUAUAUAUGUAUAUAUAUGUAUGUAUAUGUAUGUAUAUAUGUAUGUAUAUGUAUGUAUGUAUAUAUAUGUAUGUAUAUAUGUAUGUAUAUAUAUGUAUAUAUAUGUAUGUAUAUGUAUGUAUAUAUAUGUAUGUAUAUGUAUGUAUGUAUAUAUAUGUAUGUAUAUAUGUAUGUAUAUAUAUGUAUAUAUAUGUAUGUAUAUGUAUGUAUAUAUAUGUAUGUAUAUGUAUGUAUGUAUAUAUAUGUAUGUAUAUAUGUAUGUAUGUAUAUAUAUGUAUAUAUAUGUAUAUAUAUACACAGAACAGAUAUAUAUAUAUAUUAUAUGUGUGUGUGUGUGUGUGUGUUUUCAGAGGUAUUCAACUCUGACCCUACGAGGUCCUGAUUCCUGCUGGUUUUCUGUUCCACCUGAUAAUAAUUGCCCCCACCUGGUGUCCCAGGUUAGAGGUGGAAUUAUGGGAGAAAAGCAGUAGAACUGGCUUCCAGGUCUCUACUGUAUAUAGGGCACACUACUUUAGACCUGAUCCCUAUGCGUCCUGGUCUAAAGUAGUGCACUAUACAGGGAAUAGGGUGCCAUAGGGCCCUGGUCUAAAGUAGUGCACUAUAUAGGGAAUAGGGUGCCAUAGGGCUCUGGUCUAAAGUAGUGCCCUAUAUAGGGAAUAGGGUGCCAUAGGACUCUGGUCUAAAGUAGUGCCCUAUAUAGGGAAUAGGGUGCCAUUUUUAUGGCACAUAUUUAUGUUUUUAAUAACUGAUGCAGUCAUUCCAAUGCAUCUUAAAUCUAAUUUAAGGUUGAACUAGGUUUGUUUGGGAGGGGGUUGGUUUUUAUUUUCCUAGUCCCUGUACUCUCCUGUAUUUUCCUAGUCCCUGUACUUUCCUAGUCCCUGUACUUUCCUAGUCCCUGUACUUUCCUAGUCCCUAUACUUUCCUAGUUCCUGUAUUUUCCUAGUCCCUGUACUUUCCUGUACUUUCCUAGUCCCUGUACUUUCAUGUACUUUCCUAGUCCCUGUACUUUCCUAGUCCCUGUACUUUCCUGUACUCUCCUAGUCCCUGUACUUUCCUAGUCCCUGUACUUUCCUAGUCCCUGUACUCUCCUAGUCCCUAUACUUUCCUAGUUCCUGUACUCUCCUCAUCCCUGUACUUUCCUAGUCCCUGUACUCUCCUAGUCCCUGUACUCUCCUAGUCCCUAUACUUUCCUAGUUCCUGUAUUUUCCUAGUCCCUGUACUUUCCUAGUCCCUAUACUUUCCUAGUCCCUGUACUUUCCUAGUCCCUAUACUUUCCUAGUUCCUGUAUUUUCCUAGUCCCUGUACUUUCCUAGUCCCUAUACUUUCCUAGUCCCUGUACUUUCCUAGUCCCUGCACUUUCCUGUACUUUCCUAGUCCCUGUACUCUCCUAGUCCCUAUACUUUCCUAGUUCCUGUACUCUCCUCAUCCCUGUACUUUCCUAGUCCCUGUACUCUCCUAGUCCCUGUACUCUCCUAGUCCCUAUACUUUCCUAGUUCCUGUAUUUUCCUAGUCCCUGUACCUUCCUAGUUCCUGUACUUUCCUUGUCCUUGUACUUUCCUGUACCUUCCUAGUUCCUGUACUUUCCUAGUCCCUGUACUUUCCUAUACUUUCCUAGUCCCUGUAUUUUCCUAGUCCCUGUACUCUCCUGUAUUUUCCUAGUCCCUGUACUUUCCCGUAUUUUCCUAGUCCCUGUUCUUUCCUAGUCCCUGUUCUUUCCUAGUCCCUGUUCUUUCCUAGUCCCUGCACUUUCCUGUACUUUCCUAGUCCCUGUACUUUCCUGUACCUUCCUAGUUCCUGUACUUUCCUAGUCCCUGUACUUUCCUAGUCCCUGUACUUUCCUGUACUUUCCUAGUCCCUGUACUUUCAUGUACUUUCCUAGUCCCUGUACUUUCCUAGUCCCUGUACUUUCCUGUACUCUCCUAGUCCCUGUAUUUUCCUAGUCCCUGUACUCUCCUGUAUUUUCCUAGUCCCUAUACUUUCCUGUAUUUUCCUAGUCCCUGUUCUUUCCUAGUCCCUGUACUUUCCUGUACUUUCCUAGUCCCUGUACUUUCCUAUACUCUCCUAGUCCCUAUACUCUCCUAGUCCCUGUACUCUCCUAGUCCCUGUACUCUCCUAGUCCCUGUACUUUCCUAGUCCCUGUACUUUCCUAUACUCUCCUAGUCCCUGUACUCUCCUAGUCCCUGUACUCUCCUAGUCCCUAUACUCUCCUAGUCCCUAUACUCUCCUAGUCCCUAUACUCUCCUAGUCCCUGUACUCUCCUAGUCCCUGUACUCUCCUAGUCCCUAUACUCUCCUAGUCCCUGUACUCUCCUAGUCCCUGUACUCUCCUAGUCCCUGUACUCUCCUAGUCCCUAUACUCUCCUAGUCCCUAUACUCUCCUAGUCCCUAUACUCUCCUAGUCAUUAUCUGUAUCAUUGCAGAAGGUAAAUUAGCAAAUCGAUUGUUUGUAUUUUUAAUUACGUACAACACCAGCAGUAGGGUGUUUUCAAGUGUCUAUGCAGUAUUAACAGGUUUAAGGUAGCCUCCCUGUGCACAGAAAGGUAUGGGUCUAUGCAGUAUUAGCAGGUUUAAGGUAGCCUCCCUGUGCACAGAAGGGUAUGGGUCUAUGGGUCACGUGUUUGUUCCACCGCUUAUAACAACCUGUUCAGCACUUCCUCAAUGUUUUCUCACAGAAACGCAACAUGAUAGGCUUGUAAUAGACGCUCAAGGAAAUACCCAUUCUGUCUGGCUUGUGUAAUGAAUUCUGUCUGGCUUGUGUAAUGAAUUCUGUCUGGCCUGUGUAAUGAAUUCUGUCUGGCCUGUGUAAUGAAUUCUGUCUGGCCUGUGUAAUGAAUUCUGUCUGGCCUGUGUAAUGAAUUCUGUCUGGCCUGUGUAAUGACUCGUCAGCCCUCCCGGUGAGCCAAACUGGUUGAAAAGACCACCAGGCGGGUCGCAGAUCUGUUUGUGUUGUCUUGCCAACUCCAUUGCUGUCAUUGUCAAUGACGGCACAAACAGAUGUCUCUCAGGCUGAUGACAUGACGUUGUUGAGUUGAACCGAAUGCUGGUUGACACAUCCACUUCACUGCUACACAAUAGUUUACUUCCACUUCCAUUGAUUUGAGCGCAUUGAUCAAUAACUCAGAGAUGAUCAAUAACUCAGAGAUGAUCAAUAACUCAGAGAUGAUCAAUUGAUCGUGUAAAAACCAGCAUAGUCAAACGGAUGUAAAGGACAGUAUUGGGGGAAAUACUACUUUAGGUACAAAUGUUUUAAAUCUUUUAAUUUGAGCCAUUGGUUGUGUGCUGUUGAUUUAAAAAAUGUAUAUAAUUGAAGAAUGCCACAAAUGUUUGUGUAAUUGUAACAACAACAAAAAAGUUGUAUUUAAAAAUAUAGAUGUGUCUACAAUGUCUGACAGCCUUUAUGAAAAUCUGUGUCAUUUUUCAUCCGUUGUUGUUUUUGGUUGACAACUAAACUGUGGCUGGAUUGCAGCA